Pistacia vera is the source of this 2026-nucleotide messenger RNA. RefSeq lists its product as uncharacterized. The record is from RefSeq and is a predicted model, not a curated record. NCBI's taxonomy places the organism in Eukaryota, Viridiplantae, Streptophyta, Magnoliopsida, Sapindales, Anacardiaceae. The coding region runs from base 8 to 2008 and encodes 666 amino acids. The transcript is spliced from 2 exons.
AACUUNAAUGGACUUUUAUGACGUAUUCAAGGAUGGAUCAAUUCUUUUUAUGAGAACAACGAGAGAGGUAGAAUGGGAUGCAGUGGAGAUCCAAACUCUAUUGAUAUUGAGUUUUGGAGCGCAAGUCAUUUGUACCUUCUUUGGCAAUCGUAGAAAGUACCGCCUAAGAUCCUUGAGCCGAUUGGUUCUUUGGUUAUCCUACUUAACGGCAAGUCCUAUGGUAACAUUGCUCCUUGGCAAGCUUUCUGGAAUAGCUGUCACGGCUUAUGAUGUGCAAGGAUCUUAUGAGCUACUGCCCAACGACAUAUAUGGAGAAUAUGGGUACCUAGUAAAUUCGUGGGCACCGUUGCUUUUGGUGCAAAUUUGUAGCCCAAACAUAAUUUCCUACUCGGUUGAAGAUAAUAAGCUAACGUUGAGGCAAGCUUUUGGACUAACCAGCCAAAUAGCCAUAGCACUUUGGAUCUUUUAUCAAUCACUAUUUGUAGAGGAUGCACCCUACACCACAGCCCUAUCUUUGUAUGUAGCUGGAAUAAUCAAAGUUGGUGAGAGACUCCGAGCUCUCUGGUCAUUAAGUAAUAGUGAAAACGUGGUGAUAACUAGUUUUGCAAAUAGUGAUAUUCGAAAAGUGGAAAACACAAUUAAUCCUAGCUCUUGUUCCAAUAAUAUCGUAAGUGGAAUUUAUUCUCAUGAUUUGUCUUUGCUUGUGAAGGCUUAUCAACGCUUUGAUAGAUUGUCAAUUUAUCUUCCUUCAAUGAGUGUAGACGACUAUCUGCCUGAGGAUGUUUUUAGAAUCACAGAAUUUGAACUUAGCUUUAUGUAUGAUGUGCUCUACACCAAGGCACUCAUUAACUAUUCUAAGAUAAGUUUUUGUGGUCGCAUCAUUUUCAUACUUAUUCUAAGCUUUGCUUUGUAUACGUUACGGCAUGACGAAGUAGAUAGCAUCAUUACCAUUGUGUCGUUAGCGGGAGCUAUUGUGCUUGACCUUUAUUUGAUCAUGGAACUUUUGUUCUCGGAUUGGGCGAUACUUCAUCUGAUGAAACAAAAUAGGGGUGCAUUGACCAGAAGAUUGUUCAUAAUUGUUGCUCCCAAGAUUCCAAUUAAGAGGCAUAGGUGGUCACAUUGCAUGGAUCAAUUCAACUUACUAAGUUAUUGUCUCCAUGAAGAGCCUACAAAGCUUGGUAGGUUGAUUAGGAGAAUUCUCAAGAUCAAGGGCUACUACAAGGAGUACAAGAAGUCUUGUGUUAAGAAAGAUAUUCAAGUCCCUGAAGAGUUGAAGAAAUUGUUACUACAACAAAUGGAAGAGGUAAGAGCACAAAGAGGCUGGCAAUCUUUCUCCAAAAUGGGGGAAUGGGCGCUUGAAAGAUGUAAUUGUCUCCCAGAUUUCGAAUGGAGUAUUCAAACAGAUUUUGGCACCCAAGCUAACAAGCAAACCAAUUUUGGCAAAGCCAUUAUCAUAUGGCACAUUGCUACAAAUCUUUGCUACUCUUUAGAUGAUGGUCAACCACAAGGUAGCAGAACUCACUCGCAAUGUGAAAUGAGUAAAGUUUUAUCAAAUUAUAUGAUGUAUCUUUUGGCCAUGCACCAUGAUAUGUUAUCUAUUGUCACCGGUGACAUUCUCUUUCAAGGUGUUUGUGCUCAAAUAGGUGAAUUUUUGAAGAUAAAACAGUCAAAGGAUGAAGCCACAUUAUGCAGGAUUUUAGUAGAAGAACUUGUGGAUGAAAAUUAUUUCCAAGGAAUUCCCAAAAACAAUGUGUUAACAUCAGACUGGAAUGUGCUCUUUCAGGUUCAAAAGUUGGUUGGAAAACUGCGAGAGAGAGAAGAUAGAUGGAGAAUAAUAAGUAGUGUUUGGGUGGAAAUGUUGUUUUGUGGGGCUAGUAAUUGUCCUUGGACUCUCCAUGCAGAGCAACUUAGACGAGGUGGAGAAUUGCUCACUCAUGUUUGGCUUCUGCUUAAGCAUGAGAAAGAUAAAUCCGAUAUUCUUUCUCGUGAAUUGCAUUCUGUGGCUUAAGAGUGUUGUAUUAUGUGU